Messenger RNA from Pelobates cultripes (western spadefoot toad), 228 nucleotides. The record is from the annotation of a GenBank genome assembly. Lineage: Eukaryota; Metazoa; Chordata; Amphibia; Anura; Pelobatidae.
ACAAUACAUGACUGACCCCACUGAUGACCACAAACAACUAUACAAAGAAGUUCAAAAUUACCUUAACACAUUUGUCACAAACUAUGCACAAUCGAAAUUAGAUUUUGAACAACAACACUUCUUUAGGAUGGGUGGAAGGUCCGGGAAACUCCUGGCCCACAUGGCUAAUCCUAGGUCAAACUUAAAACCUAUAAGCGCUAUCCCCUCACCGGACGGCACUACAUGCAC